Molecule: messenger RNA, 120 nt
Organism: Verticillium alfalfae VaMs.102
Lineage: Eukaryota; Fungi; Ascomycota; Sordariomycetes; Glomerellales; Plectosphaerellaceae
Exons: 2
Coding region: 1-120 (39 amino acids)
Source: RefSeq, a predicted model, not a curated record
AUGGCUCUCGACCGUCACUGGACCUUCACGGACGAGUCUGAAGUCCUGCUCCUGGAGCAUUUUAUCCAAGAGCUAGCGCCUUUGACUUCUGCGAUCUGCAACAUCAUUUCGCGGUCGUAG